AUGGCAGACAGCAAUGAGAAGACCAUCAACCUUGUUGUCUUUGGAAGAACUCAGACUGGCAAAAGUGCUGUUGGGAACAGCCUGCUGGGCAGCUCAGACUUUGAGAGUCGUUGCUCUCCAAGCUCUGUGACUACACAAUGCAGCCUCGGACGCAGCUGCCGCAUCUCAGGGAUUAUACGAAGCAAGGGCCAUGAGCUGGCUCUCCGUGUUCAAGUACUUGACACUCCAGCUUACCCUCACACUGGUCUGAGCAAAGAGCAGGUGAGAGACACAGUGAGAUCAGCCCUGGCUCACCACUUCGGGAAGGAAGGCCUGCAUCUAGCUCUCCUAGUCCUGAGGGCUGACUUGCCUCUGUGUCCGGAUGAAAGUGAUCACACAAUUCAGUUCAUCCAGGAACUUCUGGGUCCCACAUGGAAGGACUUCACUGCAGUUCUACUUACUCAGGCAGACAAGGCAGAAGAGGCUGGAUUCAGUGAGGAAGUGUAUUUGCACAGUGCCUCAAGUAUCCUGUUGUCACUUCUGAGCCUGGUACAGCAUAAAUACAUUUUCCUUGACAACCAGAAGAGCAUCAUUAAAGAGGAAAGAGCUGUUGUCUUAAGAAAGCUCUUGAGUUUUAUAAAGCAAAAUAAUUAUCGAGCGCUUCUACUUAAUCACAAGGAAUAA
Indicator indicator is the source of this 663-nucleotide messenger RNA. It is a transcript of the gene GIMD1, whose product is annotated as GIMAP family P-loop NTPase domain containing 1. Bases 1 to 663 code for a protein of 220 amino acids. The record is from RefSeq and is a predicted model, not a curated record. The transcript is spliced from 2 exons. Lineage: Eukaryota; Metazoa; Chordata; Aves; Piciformes; Indicatoridae. Gene Ontology annotation, molecular function: GTP binding.